Messenger RNA from Knipowitschia caucasica, 2949 nucleotides. NCBI's taxonomy places the organism in Eukaryota, Metazoa, Chordata, Actinopteri, Gobiiformes, Gobiidae. The record is from the annotation of a GenBank genome assembly.
AUGAAAGAGUCAUCAGUGAAAGAGUCAUCAGUGAAAGAGUCAUCAGUGAAAGAGUCAUCAGUGAAAGAGUCAUCAGUGAAAGAGUCAUCAGUGAAAGAGUCAUCAGUGAAAGAGUCAUCAGUGAAAGAGUCAUCAGUGAAAGAGUCAUCAGUGAAAGAGUCAUCAGUGAAAGAGUCAUCAGUGAAAGAGUCAUCAGUGAAAGAGUCAUCAGUGAAAGAGUCAUCAGUGAAAGAGUCAUCAGUGAAAGUCAUCAGUGAAAGAGUCAUCAGUGAAAGAGUCAUCAGUGAAAGAGUCAUCAGUGAAAGAGUCAUCAGGGCCCAGCAGCUCGGACCAAACAGAGACGCCAUCACCGGGCAGAGCGGGGGGCGGGGGCAGAGCGGGGGGCGGGGGCAGAGCGGGGGCAGAGCGGGGGCAGAGCGGGAUGGGGGGGGCAGGCAGAGUGUGAAAAAUGAAACCGGCUCCGGCGGCUCGUAUCAGGGAACAAUGCUGACAAAUGAAGGUUUCCAUCUGCCGCUCUAUCUCUCCCCCGCAGCGGCCGGCUCGCUCGCCCAUCACCCUUCAGCCCGUGACCUUGACAGACGCCGCGCCACGUUUUCAGGAAGACGACGAGAAGCACAGGGACGAGAGACACAGGGACGAGAAGCACAGGGACGAGAAGCACAGGGACGAGAAGCACAGGGACGAGAGACACAAGGACGAGAGACACAGGGACGAGAAGCACAGGGACGAGAAGCACAGGGACGAGAGACACAAGGACGAGAGACACAGGGACGAGAAGCACAGGGACGAGAGACACAAGGACGAGAGACACAGGGACGAGAAGCACAGGGACGAGAAGCACAGGGACGAGAGACACAGGGACGAGAAGCAAAGGCACAAGAGACACAGGGACGAGAGACACAAGGACGAGAGACACAGGGACGAGAAGCACAGGGACGAGAAGCACAGGGACGAGAGACACAGGGACGAGAGACACAGGGACGAGAGACACAGGGGCGAGAGACACAGGGACGAGAGACACAGGGACGAGAGACACAGGGACGAGAAGCACAGGGACGAGAAGCACAGGGACGAGAGACACAGGGACGAGAGACACAGGGACGAGAAGCACAGGGACGAGAGACACAGGGGCGAGAGACACAGGGACGAGAGACACAGGGACGAGAAGCACAGGGACGAGAGACACAGGGACGAGAGACACAGGGGCGAGAAGCACAGGGACGAGAGACACAGGGACGAGAAGCACAGGACGAGAAGCACAGGAACGAGAGACACAGGGACGAGAGACACAGGGACGAGAAGCACAGGGACGAGAAGCACAGGGACGAGAGACACAGGGACGAGAAGCACAGGGACGAGAAGCACAGGGACGAGAAGCACAGGGACGAGAAGCACAGGGACGAGAGACACAAGGACGAGAGACACAGGGACGAGAGACACAGGGACGAGAAGCACAGGGACGAGAGACACAAGGACGAGAGACACAGGGACGAGAGACACAGGGACGAGAAGCACAGGGACGAGAAGCACAGGGACGAGAAGCACAGGGACGAGAAGCACAGGGACGAGAGACACAGGGACGAGAAGCACAGGGACGAGAGACACAAGGACGAGAGACACAGGGACGAGAAGCACAGGGACGAGAAGCACAGGGACGAGAGACACAGGGACGAGAAGCAAAGGCACGAGAGACACAGGGACGAGAGACACAAGGACGAGAAGCAAAGGCACGAGAGACACAGGGACGAGAGACACAAGGACGAGAGACACAGGGACGAGAAGCACAGGGACGAGAGACACAGGGACGAGAGACACAGGGGCGAGAGACACAGGGACGAGAGACACAGGGGCGAGAGACACAGGGACGAGAGACACAGGGGCGAGAGACACAGGGACGAGAGACACAGGGGCGAGAAGCACAGGGACGAGAAGCACAGGGACGAGAAGCACAGGGACGAGAAGCACAGGGACGAGAAGCACAGGAACGAGAAGCACAGGGACGAGAGACACAGGGACGAGAAGCACAGGGACGAGAAGCACAGGGACGAGAGACACAGGGACGAGAAGCACAGGGACGAGAAGCACAGGGACGAGAAGCACAGGGACGAGAGACACAGGGGCGAGAGACACAGGGACGAGAGACACAGGGACGAGAAGCACAGGGACGAGAAGCACAGGGACGAGAAGCACAGGGACGAGAAGCACAGGGACGAGAAGCACAGGGACGAGAGACACAGGGACGAGAAGCACAGGGACGAGAGACACAGGGACGAGAGACACAGGGACGAGAAGCACAGGGACGAGAAGCACAGGGACGAGAGACACAGGGACGAGAAGCAAAGGCACGAGAGACACAAGGACGAGAGACACAGGGACGAGAAGCACAGGGACGAGAGACACAGGGACGAGAGACACAGGGACGAGAAGCACAGGAACGAGAGACACAGGGGCGAGAGACACAGGGACGAGAGACACAGGGACAAGAAGCACAGGGACGAGAAGCACAGGAACGAGAGACACAGGGACGAGAGACACAGGGACGAGAGACACAGGGACGAGAAGCACAGGAACGAGAGACACAGGGGCGAGAGACACAGGGACGAGAGACACAGGGACAAGAAGCACAGGGACGAGAAGCACAGGAACGAGAGACACAGGGACGAGAAGCACAGGGACGAGAGACACAGGGGCGAGAGACACAGGGACGAGAAGCACAGGGACGAGAGACACAGGGACGAGAAGCACAGGGACGAGAAGCACAGGGACGAGAGACACAGGGACGAGAAGCACAGGGACGAGAAGCACAGGGACGAGAAACACAGGGACGAGAGACACAGGGACGAGAAGCACAGGGACGAGAAGCACAGGGACGAGAGACACAGGGGCGAGAGACACAGGGACGAGAGACACAGGGACGAGAAGCACAGGGACGAGAAGCACAGGGACUAG